GCAGGACCCUGACCCCACGGGCCUGCUGCUCGGCAGCUGGAGCGCGCGGCCGCGGCGUCUCCGCCGACGAGCAGGGCGAUCAGGUCGGCCAGCGAGCUGAGGAACAAGGCUGCAGGAGCUACUCGCAGCGCGAGGCGAGGGCGCGACCUCUCGAGGCGCCGAGGCCACGGCCACGCGGCCCGCCAGCUGAAUCGCGGGGCGGCGGCGCGAGCGAGCGAGCGGGCGGAGGCCCUCCAGCUCCGGGGGACGACGGGGCAACUUGCAGAGCGGCCGGCGCGUCGGGCAUCCGGUACUCCGACGCCCCAGCCGGCAGCGCCACGCGUCCGCAACAGUUGAUUCAGGGCAUUUGCCAUGGAAAGAUUCGAUGAGUACGACUGCGCAUCCCCUCACUCUCACCGCGUCUCUGACUCUAUCGAGGAUCCGAUAUCUGAUGAGGAUGUCCAAGUCGAACCAACAAGGCUCUCACUGGCCUGUGCUACUACAGAAAAGAGAGAGAAGGAUAACAGAAUGGCGGGCCAUGAGGAAUCAGCCAUCUGGGAUGAAGUUCAGGAAGAAGCUGAUAAGCUAGCCCAUGUGCACAAGGAUCCUCAUGCUCAUAGUGUCUCGCUCCUAUCUGCUGGAACAAGCAAAAGUAUAUCACUGCAUCUCCCGUAUUAUGUAGAUUCUGAUAUUUCUUGGAGCAAAUGUGAAAAUAAGCUCAAAUUUUCAAUACGUGGAUUUAAUUCUAUCCUGUCAGGCGUAAAGAGUGAAAACUUGUAUGCGGGGGAGCAAGAAGUUUCGUCAGGAAUGCGACCAGCUAAAGCUAUAGAAACUAUGGUGGAUGAGCAGGUGGAAAAUAUCGAUGAAGAAACUGAAGACUUGCCCUCUGAUUUUGCCCAUCCAACCAAGAAUGCAAACAUUUCAGUUGCUGAACUUCUUGAAGAUCUACAGGAUAGAAGUGCCUCAUCUGUUAGAACACCAUUUUCGAUUCAUCAACAAAAGGAAGCUAAGGAAGGGAAGCCAAAAGUUCCGACUUCAGGGAAGAAAAUACUAGCACUUCUAGGUGAGAGGAAUCUUGAGAGUGAAGAGCCCUCGGAGCAUGCUAUUGGUGAAACGUCUAGCGAGGAUGAAGCGGAAGAUACUGUUCGAAACAACUUGACUAUGGUGAACAGAGAUGUGAAGGGAAACCGAAAAACUAUGUCUGACCUAUUCCAAGAAGCUUUCAAUGCAACAGAUACAGAGGGUACUGCACUCCCCACGAGAUCAACUGGGACUGGUUAUUAUGGAAGGAUGCAACAGAUUAUGCAGAUGGAGAAAGAUAGCCAUGCUAAGUUCUCGAGGCAGUAUAACAAAGCGCGAGAUUAUUUAGGUGAUGCAAGGGUAGUUACUGUUCAAAUUUUGUCAAUGUCCUUGGAAGGAAAACUAACAGUCUGCCUCUGCCUGUUGAAAGAAAAGAGUAACUUUCCCUUAACAGAUUGUGACAUGGAUGACAGCAGUAGUAAGAAGACCAUUAUCUUCAGUCCCAAAAUAUGUGGCAAUGUGGGUCUUGUAGAAGGAAACAUUAUUCACAUCCAUCCACCAUGGUGCCGCAAGGCUGCAAGAACUACGAGUCCUUUAGGGAUGCAGAACUUAGAAAACAGCACUGGACACUUGAGUGAUGCCCAGGUAAUAGUUAAAUACUGCAGUUCGGUCCGGAGAAUGAUGCCCAGCUCUCCUUUUCCUCGAAAAAAAAACACGGUUUUUCUUUUGUAUUAUCAGGAAAGAAGUGAAAGUAAAAGAAGAGGAGGUGAUGCUCUGCACCUACUUCUCACAUCAUCCGGCGUGAACCCAAGAAGCCGAUAUCCUUCAUCUCCGCAAGACGAGAGGGGCUGCCAAGUCCCACUGCCAUGACAGGGGUUGUUUCGCGGUAUGUUUUUACAAGGUGUAGGCGCUGGUAUAUGUACUGGGUAGAGUGUUUGUUGUAUACUUGGUGAAGAGAUGGAGCCAGUUUUGUAUGUGCCCCUGUAUGUGUUACUUGUCGCAGCUGCUGCUGCUGCAAGCAUGCACAGUAGUACUUCUCAUCGAAUCUGUAGAGUAGAGUAGAUAGGCCAAGCCUCGUAGAAGUCAAUGUUGCAUAAGACCAUUUGCCGGUGUUGCACUUGCACCGCGCACACACACACAUACAAAAAAAAAUGUUUCCAUGUGUGGAAACAAAUGUCCCUGUCAAUGUAGAGUAGAUUUUUCUUUUGUUGCUCCCAGACAUAUGUUGAAUAUAUCUUGUGCCUCCACCUGUAGCACAUACCGGAAUCGACUUUACAUGUUGAUUGA
Molecule: messenger RNA, 2286 nt
Organism: Hordeum vulgare subsp. vulgare (domesticated barley)
Lineage: Eukaryota; Viridiplantae; Streptophyta; Magnoliopsida; Poales; Poaceae
Exons: 12
Coding region: 352-1869 (505 amino acids)
Source: RefSeq, a predicted model, not a curated record